Messenger RNA from Pistacia vera, 981 nucleotides. Its product is annotated as cytosolic sulfotransferase 12-like. Lineage: Eukaryota; Viridiplantae; Streptophyta; Magnoliopsida; Sapindales; Anacardiaceae. Gene Ontology annotation, biological process: sulfation. The transcript is spliced from 2 exons. The coding region runs from base 1 to 981 and encodes 326 amino acids. The record is from RefSeq and is a predicted model, not a curated record. Gene Ontology annotation, cellular component: cytoplasm. Gene Ontology annotation, molecular function: sulfotransferase activity.
AUGGCCAACACAGGUUCAUUAAUGUUGAACCAAAAAUUUGAUGAACUUCCCAAAGAAUCAUUCUGGGAAUGUCAUGACCUCUAUCAAUGGGAAGGUUUUUGGUACUAUGAAGAUAUUAUCCAAGGUAUGUUAGCCUUUCAAUCAGACUAUGAAGCACUUUCUGAUGAUGUUAUCUUGGCUUCCUCCAUGAAAACAGGAACAACCUGGCUUAAGGCUCUCUGUGUUUCCAUCAUGGGACGACAAAGCCAAGGUAAAAGUUCAGAUCAGAAGGGAAUCCUGGAUGAUGUUGCGGAAGACGAUAUUCUUACAGAAAAUGUCCCUCAUGCUCAUAUAAGAACUUUAGAAUAUGAUGUAUAUAGAGAUAAUUUACAUCCUGAUUUCUCAGGUAUGCCAUCUCCAAGACUGUUUCACACUCAUCUACCUUAUAGUGCAUUGCCAGAUUCAAUUAAGAACUCAGACUGCAAGAUUGUUUACAUCGCCCGAAACCCUAAGGACACAUUGGUGUCGCUGUGGCACUUCUUCAACAAAAUCUCACGACCAAAUCAAGAGCCAUAUUCUCUCGAAAAAGCUUACGAUGCUUUUCGUAAAGGCGUUCAUCUCUACGGACCAUAUUUCGAUCAUGUUUUGGAGUAUUGGUCAGAGAGUUUGAAGAAUCCCGACAGGAUACUGUUUCUGAAGUAUGAAGAGCUGAAAAGUGACCCCAAAGGACAGGUGAAAAGGCUAGCUUCAUUUCUCGGACGACCAUUUGUUAAUGAAGAUGAAGUUGAGAAAGUGCUGUGGAGAUCAAGCUUGGAGAGGCUUAAAAACUUAGAGGUGAACAAAAAUGGUGUGUUCUUCCAUUUGAAGAUUCCCAACAGUUCAUUUUUCAGACUCGGAGUUGUUGGGGAUUGGAAGAACUACUUUACGGAUGAGAUGAAACGGGAUUUGGAUGAACUUACACGCAUAAAACUAGAAGGUUCUGGCCUUCAUUUUGAUUUUUAA